AUGAUGGAAGAAACCAUUAUAAAAGAGGACAUCGAUUACUCGGAUGAAGAAGAUGAUGAAAUAAUUGAAGGUGAUAACAACUUGACAGAUCCACCAAGUAGACCAACCAUGGACAAAUCACUAGCUGCCAAAAUGUACAUAGAACAAUACUAUAUGAAUCAACAGAAAUCUGCAAAACAAAGAUUAUCAAGACGAAAAGACUUGGAACAGAAAAUGGAAAAUAUGAAAUUGACAUCGAAAGAACAGAACGAUCUAUUGAAAGAAUUGGAUAAGAAGGAAUCAGAGUAUAUGAGAUUGAAACGUGUAAAAUUAAAACGAUCGGAUUUCGAAGUACUCAAAGUAAUUGGACGUGGUGCAUUCGGUGAAGUAAGUCUCGUUCGUCAAAAGGAAAAUGGUGAACUAUUCGCCAUGAAAAGAUUAUUAAAAUCUGAAAUGUUAAAGAAAGAACAAGUUGCUCAUGUUAGAGCGGAAAGAGAUGUUCUUGCCAAUGCAAAUAAUGAAUGGGUGGUUCGUUUGUUCUAUUCGUUCCAAGAUGAAAACUAUUUGUAUUUGAUUAUGGAGUUGGUAUGCGAAAAAGAUAGAUUGAAAAACGCUGAACAAAUAAAGAAACAUCCAUUCUUUAGAGGUGUCAAUUGGGAUAAGAUUCGUCAGCAGAAAGCACCGUUCAUUCCAGAGUUGAAGAGUCCAACCGAUACUUCAAACUUUGAUGAAUAUGAACCAAACGACGACAGAAAGCUGGAGAAACAACAGAUAAAAUCAACUCCACCACGUUAUGGAAAGUUGGUCAAAGAGAAGGAUUUGGCAUUCAUUGGUUAUACAUACAAGGGUUUUGAUGCUGUCGAUAAAUCACCAUCACCAAACAGAAGAAAUGUAGAAACUAUUUUCAAUAACAAAGAUAAUAAUAACAAUAGCAAUAAUAACAGUAAUAAUAAUACUAAUAAUAAUACUAAAUCUUAA
This is a messenger RNA of Heterostelium album PN500, 957 nucleotides long. Its product is annotated as serine/threonine-protein kinase. The record is from RefSeq and is a predicted model, not a curated record. Gene Ontology annotation, molecular function: ATP binding; protein serine/threonine kinase activity. Lineage: Eukaryota; Evosea; Eumycetozoa; Acytosteliales; Acytosteliaceae. Gene Ontology annotation, cellular component: cytoskeleton; cytoplasm. Gene Ontology annotation, biological process: peptidyl-threonine phosphorylation; actomyosin structure organization. Bases 1 to 957 code for a protein of 318 amino acids. The transcript is spliced from 4 exons.